Messenger RNA from Dermacentor silvarum, 1146 nucleotides. Its product is annotated as sodium/nucleoside cotransporter 2-like. The transcript is spliced from 9 exons. Gene Ontology annotation, cellular component: membrane. Gene Ontology annotation, molecular function: nucleoside:sodium symporter activity. Gene Ontology annotation, biological process: nucleoside transmembrane transport. Bases 166 to 1146 code for a protein of 326 amino acids. The record is from RefSeq and is a predicted model, not a curated record. Lineage: Eukaryota; Metazoa; Arthropoda; Arachnida; Ixodida; Ixodidae.
CACACUGAACGCGUGGCUAAUCCGGCACGUGUGCUUCGAAGACGAAGAAGAAGAAGAAGCAGAUCUGGGGCAAGACAAGGACAAGGAUUUGCUCGCCUACGGUUAAGUUGCCCGCUCAGUGUGUUGGUGUUACAAAAAGCCAGAUCAUCCCACCAGCUCAGCGGCAUGAUUUCGAGCACAAGAGUCCACCGAGGCCCCGCCACGCAGACCUUGUCGCACAGCCGGGUGGUGGUGAUCGUGCGCGGCGCUUGGCGCAAGGUGAAGUACGCCUGUCUGUUGCUGCUGCUGCACGUGUACCUUGUGUUAGCCUGCCACAGUCGAGGCUGGGGAGACAAUUGGUGUACGGGUGGCAGGAUCGUUGCUGCCACGGUCUUCUUCGUGGACGCCAUGUUACUGCACAUGCUGUGCGUCGAGGGAAACAUCUUUGGCAGGAUCGUCGAUGGAAUUAAAGACCUCAAGACCCGUUUUCCAAGGCUGAAAUCUCUGCAAAAGGCGUCCUGGAUCCUAGUGGUGAUCGCGGUUGCAGCAUACGUGCUGUUCGAUAGCAGCCACAGCAUACCGCGACUGACGGCCUUUGGCGGCGUGGGCCUCUGCAUUCUGAUCGGCUACGGUUGCUCCACGAACCGCAAGGAGGUCCCGUGGCCUAGUGUGCUGGGCGCACUGAUAGCCCAAUUCCUGUGUGGCCUCUUCAUGGUGCGAUGGACUCCCGGACUCUUCCAGUGCCUAAUUAUACGUGCUGGGAACUCCGUCAACAGCUCGUUCCGCGGUAGUGCUUUCAUCUUCGGAUACCUCGACGAUGGCGACUACAAGGGACUUCCACGCCAAGCACCCAUCUUCGCCUUCCACAUCCUUCCAGUUGUGCUGUUCUUCAGCUUCCUGGUGUCUGUGCUGCACUACUGCGGCGCUGUGCAAUUCGUAGCCGUCAACAUGGGGAUUAUGCUGAGGAUGAUCACAAGCCUCUCGUCGCCUGAAUGUAUCUCUUCAUCGGCUACCAUUCUGGUAGGCCUGCCAAUGGCCGUGGCGUUCAUCAAGCCUUUCAUGAGCGAGAUGACACUCUCCGAGCUGCACUGUAUCAUGGUAGAAGGCUACUGUGGACUACCAGCUUCCAUAUUCGCCAUGAUAUUAUACGUUGGGAUGUUCACCUGA